This is a messenger RNA of Saccoglossus kowalevskii, 1242 nucleotides long. RefSeq names its product beta-1,3-galactosyltransferase 1-like. The record is from RefSeq and is a predicted model, not a curated record. Gene Ontology annotation, molecular function: hexosyltransferase activity. NCBI's taxonomy places the organism in Eukaryota, Metazoa, Hemichordata, Enteropneusta, Harrimaniidae. Gene Ontology annotation, biological process: protein O-linked glycosylation. Gene Ontology annotation, cellular component: Golgi membrane.
AUGAGGCUUGGUAGUUUUGAAGUAGAAACCCGACGUUUUGUACGCGUUCUACAAGGAAAGAUGCCACACAUCGGACGAAAAUACCGCUACACCAAGAUCAUUUUUGUACAGAACAAAAAGAAGAUGGUCUUUGGGACCAUUGCUAAAUAUAGUCUGGCACUGGUGCUCAUUUGCAUAUUUUGUGUUAUGAAUACGCUCGUGGUUUUGUUGUAUCAGGCGGGUGCGGGCGCCUUCGACGGGGGUCGACCUCGUGGAUCACACAUCGCAGGAUUUCGAUUUGCUGAUCCGUUUGGUAUGCAUCUAAUUAAUAUCGGUCAGUAUGGGAUCGCCAGCGUUAUCUCACCGGAUGAAAUCGAAGGCGAUAACCCUCAUCCGUUUUUACUACCUCUCAACCACCCAGAAAGAUGUCGACACGUUGCCAAUAAGAGCGGUUCAAAUGACGUCUUCCUUCUCAUACUGGUUGCCUCAGCGCCAAGACAUUACACUCGGCGUAUGGCUAUACGGAAGACAUGGGGCCAGCCACAACGGUUGGGACAGUACCAUAACAGAAACGUUAUAACAUUAUUUCUACUUGGAAAACCCAAAAAUAGUAGUAUACAAAUGGCUUUACAACAGGAAGAUAGGAUAUACCGUGAUAUAAUCGAAGAGGACUUUAUGGAUAGUUAUAAAAACUUAACGCUUAAAACGAUCAUGGGAUUAAAAUGGGCGUAUUACUAUUGUCAAGAGGCCAAGUACAUUAUGAAAACAGACGAUGAUAUGCUGGUUAACACCAGAACUAUUGUCUCUUACUUGGAAGUGGCUGAAACUACAGAACUGAUGGUUGGAUGGAUGUUCAAGAAUCCUAAAGUAGUCCGGGAUCCCAAUAGUAAAUGGUUUGUGCCGUUGGAGCAAUAUCCCUACGCGCUCUAUCCGCCAUAUUGCGUAGGUACGGGGUAUGUAAUGUCGGCGGACGUUGCAUUCAACGUAUACAUGACGUCACUGAAAACCACGUUCUUCUGGCUAGAGGACGUCUACGUAGGCAUGUGUCUGUUGAAACUUGGCAUAAAGCCCCGGAUGCACGAGCUAUUUGACAUGCGUAACGUGCCAUAUGACUACUGCACGUACAGAACGUUCAUGACGGUUCACGAGGUGAGCACAACCAGUCUGUACAAGAUGUGGGACGACAUGUCGUUGAACAAAAAUGAAACCUGUGCUGCCAAAGGGAAUCGGACCAAAGUGACCGCAAGCAGCAUCGGUCAGUGA